UGGAUGACUUGGAUAAAGUUUAGCCUAUUUGAUGUUAGUUUGGCUUUGUAGGUAGCCAUGCUGAGCUCAAGCUUAUAAUAGACGGCUUCUCAUUCAAGGUUCUACACUCCUCUUUAUAAUUUUCCAAUUUGUUCUUCUUUACUCACUUUUUCUUCCCAUAUCCAUGCAGUCUCAGUUUUUGUAUAUCCACAAGAAUGGCUUUUCAAAUAAGAAGGGAUAAUUUGUUCGCAGUAUUCUUGUGCAUCGGUAUGUUAAUGACAGUUCAGAGUUCUGAGACUGAUAUGUACCGUUUAAAAUACAUUAAGAAUUCAUUGGAAGAUCCGUUUAAUGACAAGAGCAUCGAUUUCCAUGAAUCGUUCAAGGGCGGUCUUAUUGUUGGUUAUGUUUUUUCACUCUCUUGUUCUGUUAUGCUGACUUGUAUGAUCUACUCCAAAUGUGUGCAAUUUAAUAAGAGAAAAAACAAUAACCUAAACAAAGCUAAAGAAUUGGGAAAAUAUAUUUGCUCCAUCAUGAGCACGAGGACACGAAUGGUAACUAAUCAGAUGCACGAAUUGUUACAUCCGUGGCUGGCGCGCAAAGAAAUCAAAGAGAUCUCUAUUUUGUUGGGAAGAUUGACUUCAACAAUAUGGUUAGAAGAACUCCGGGACACAACCGACUGUUUUGCUAUAGACAACGCCAUUGGGGUGGGAAAGAUGGGAAUGAUGUAUCAGGGAAAUCUACCAAAUGGUCAGUUACUAGCCGUUAAGAGACUAUCUAACUAUCGUCUUUUUGAAAGGCAGUUCCUUUUAGAAACAACUAUUAUGAGUAGGUACAGACAUAAAAAUAUAGUUCCCAUGCUUGGAUUCUGCAUUGAAGGAAAGGAAAGGCUUUUGGCAUAUGAAUACAUGUCAAAUGGAAGGCUUUCCAAAUGGUUGUACCCUUUGAAAAGUGAAGUCAUCCGACUGAAAUGGCCUGAGAGGGUCAACAUUGCACUUGGAUUAGCAAGAGGAUUAUCAUGGCUCCAUCAUAGCUGUGAUUUGGGCAUAGUGCAUUUUAAUAUAUAUUCACAAUGCAUAUUGCUAGAUGAGAAUUUUGAACCCAAAAUAUCCAAUUUUGGGCAGGCGAAAUUUAUGAAUCCCAACAUUGAAGAUCAUCUCAGCACGAUGUUUAAAGUGAAUGACGGGAAGAAGGAUGUCUACGACUUUGGAAGUGUGCUUUUUGAACUGAUUACAGGAAAAACAUAUAACGAACUGACUCGUUCAUCCACCACCACUAAUCUCUAUGAUAACCCUUCAAAUUUUUAUAAUGCCAUUGAUAAAUCUCUGCCUGGGCAAGGAUUUGAAAAUGGAGUAUGUGCUCUCCUAAAGAUUGCAUGUGAGUGUGUUAAACCUAUAAACCAAAGACCAACAAUGCUUGAAGUUUACAACAAUUUGAGCAAUACAAGUAAGUCACAAUACGUCUCUAGUGGUGAUUCUAACCCAACCGGUGGAUCACAAAUUGCUUCUGGUAUUCUAUAGACGAAAUAACCGAGUUAUAAAAAAAUUAGGGCAGGUUUUUGCAUACAUAGGCUUUGUUGCUAUUUUGAAGAAAAAAAAAAUUGUGUUACCCUUAGCAUCAUCCUAAUAAAAGUUGUACAGCUCUCCUAAGCAAAUUUACUCUUGAUGCAUUAUUUUUUCAGAUAAGCAAAUUUGCUCUCAGUUUGUUAUUGGUCAAAUAUGUGUAUAAAGAAAGUGAACUUGGUGUCUCUUAAUCUCA
This is a messenger RNA of Medicago truncatula (barrel medic), 1734 nucleotides long. RefSeq names its product probably inactive leucine-rich repeat receptor-like protein kinase At5g48380. NCBI's taxonomy places the organism in Eukaryota, Viridiplantae, Streptophyta, Magnoliopsida, Fabales, Fabaceae. The record is from RefSeq and is a predicted model, not a curated record. The coding region runs from base 195 to 1496 and encodes 433 amino acids. The transcript has 2 exons. Gene Ontology annotation, molecular function: ATP binding; protein kinase activity. Gene Ontology annotation, biological process: protein phosphorylation.